CGGGGACGGAGAAUCUGGGGGAAUCUGGCGGUAGUAGUGCGUGAUACGUUGUCGCGUUGGCCGGAGUCGUUCGUCGUUUCGCGGCGUUGAAAAACAGUGUACGUGCGUCACGGCGCGGUGCCGUGCCGAGUGUCGUUUCCGUUUCGUCGUUAUCGCCGCUGCCGAGGGAAAGAGAGAGAGAGAGAGAGAGAGGGAGGACGAAAGAGCGCGGCCCGUCGCGCGUCGUAAAUCGCCCGCGAUCGACCGAGAGCCGUUCGAAGCCGGUGUUAUUACGUAGUACCUCGGCACGGACCUUAUUGCGCGCCUCGCCUCGCCUCGCCUCGCCUCUCCUCUCCUCUCCUCGCUUCGCCCCGUCUCGUUUCGUCUCGUCUCGCACGGCCCGGCCGUCGGGCACGCUCGCCGCCGACGUCUCGCCGGAGGUGCAUGCUGCCGUAGGUUGACAGCGGAUCUGCGCGGCGCACACGGCCGAGGAUGUUGGAUCGCGACACGGCGAUACACCUCGUCGCCGGAGGAAUGGCUGGCACAGCAGGAGCAAUAGUGACUUGUCCGCUGGAGGUAGUAAAGACCCGAUUGCAGUCGUCGUCUUCCGGCUUUCAUCCGCCGCCAGUAAGCAAGGAAUUCACGUCUGGUCAUCCGACGUGCAAGGGUUCACCGACGCCCGAGCAACGCAGGAGGCUAUGCACUGGGUAUCCCAGGUAUUCCAGUCACUUCGUAGCUCUCUCGCAUUUCGGUGUCUCGACCUCACCUCCGGACACUUCCCGGCACGCGCCGGGCAUCUAUCAAUGCUUAAGGUACAUCAUCAAGAAUGAGGGUGCACGAGGACUGUUCAAGGGCCUUGGUCCGAAUCUCAUUGGCGUGGCACCCUCCAGAGCUAUCUACUUUUGCGCGUACUCCAAGAGCAAAGUUGCGUUUAACGCGAUUCUACCUCCCGAUACUCCGAUCGUUCACGUCUUCUCCGCGUCCUGCGCUGGUUUCACCGCGUGUACAUUGACAAAUCCGAUUUGGUUCAUAAAAACCAGACUACAGCUGGACCACCGAUCACAAAAAGUCUCAGCGAUAGAAUGCAUGCGGAGGAUAUAUCGACAAUCGGGUAUCCUGGGAUUCUACAAAGGUAUCGUGGCGUCCUAUAUAGGCAUAAGUGAGACUGUGAUACACUUUGUGAUAUACGAAGCUGUGAAGGCGUGGCUGGCCACUCAUAGGUCACGGGCUUCUCAAACGGACGACAGGAAGACGUUCCGCGACUUCAUCGAAUUUAUGGCGGCAGGCUCAUUUUCGAAAACGAUAGCGUCAACUAUUGCCUAUCCUCACGAGGUCGCGAGAACUCGGUUGCGGGAAGAGGGCAGCAAAUAUCGCACGUUCUGGCAAACCUUAAACACAGUGUGGGUGGAGGAGGGUACAAGGGGUCUCUACCGCGGCCUCGGGACCCAGCUGAUCCGGCAGAUUCCGAACACCGCUAUCAUAAUGGCAACAUACGAGGCCGUGGUAUACGUGCUGACCCGACACUUCCGGCCGGUUACCGUGAAGACGUCCACCGCUGAUGUGACAUCGGAAUUCUACAACGAGGCUAAGGCGAAGAGAGAGCUGGCCUAGGACUUGCUUACGGCCCCCGAGUAAAGGGCCCACCCACCAACCAUUUCCCCUUCUCCAGUAGGCGAUUACCGCACGUACUCCGGGCAGCAUCCUAAGAUCUAAUCUUAGAGAGCAGUUGGAAACGCGUUUGAUGUCCUAAUCGUUGCUCCAGGGGUACUCAAAAAGGUACCAGCUCUUUGGUCGCACUGUGCUCUAAAAGUAUAGCAAAAAGUAGUCCUUCCUCCUUUCAGAUAGCAUGUACAUAUCCAGACGGACACGCUGUAUCUCGCAUGGAGAAAACGGAGAGGGGUGAGGGAGAGAAAAGGGGAAUUAAGGAAAGCGGAUUUUGUUUAGCGUUGGAUAGACAAAGGCUGAGACAUCGCUUGUCAUUCACAAAAUUAUGGACGUGUGUGAAUACCACGAAAAGUGGGCUUGUAUUGUGUUAUAAAAUUUAUUCGAAGCGAGAUUUUCUCUGCUAUAGAGAAAAAAAAACACUUCGACUCCAAAAUGUGUGAGGCUCGCUAUAAUAGUCACUGUAGACUUUAGGUCUUUGACCAACUGGUUUUGGUUGCUGUUCUCUGUUCCACGAUUUGCAAUUAUGUUUUGCAUCUCGCUCCUUUUUCUUUUUUGCUUAUAAGACAUAAUUACAAAGAAACGGAAAAUGUAAAAUUAGUCCUUGGAAAGGAUCCUGUGUGUUACUUUCCAAUGCUCGGUGAGAGAUCAACGAAUAUAAUGUAAUAUAUAGCGAUUUCUGAGUUUACGAAUAGUGCCAGGCGUUUCGAUUUUCUAAUUGUUUCAAGUGAAAAAUGUUUUGUAGAGCUCGAUUACUUCAACUGGUUCUGAGGGUAAAUGAGAUAUAGAUCUACUUCUGUUGAAAGCUUCCAGUCUAGAAUUCUAGUAAAAAGUGUAUUAUACGUUUGUAAAAUUGUGAUAAAUAUUUCGAUAUACACUACUAAAAAAAAAAUAGGGAACACUUUUCAUACCCUAAAA
This is a messenger RNA of Vollenhovia emeryi, 2559 nucleotides long. It is a transcript of the gene Rim2, whose product is annotated as solute carrier family 25 member 36-A. Gene Ontology annotation, molecular function: pyrimidine nucleotide transmembrane transporter activity. The transcript has 6 exons. The coding region runs from base 472 to 1590 and encodes 372 amino acids. The record is from RefSeq and is a predicted model, not a curated record. NCBI's taxonomy places the organism in Eukaryota, Metazoa, Arthropoda, Insecta, Hymenoptera, Formicidae. Gene Ontology annotation, cellular component: mitochondrion. Gene Ontology annotation, biological process: pyrimidine nucleotide import into mitochondrion.